Messenger RNA from Filobasidium floriforme, 3444 nucleotides. Its product is annotated as P-loop containing nucleoside triphosphate hydrolase protein. Gene Ontology annotation, molecular function: GTP binding; translation elongation factor activity; GTPase activity. The record is from RefSeq and is a predicted model, not a curated record. The transcript is spliced from 12 exons. NCBI's taxonomy places the organism in Eukaryota, Fungi, Basidiomycota, Tremellomycetes, Filobasidiales, Filobasidiaceae. Gene Ontology annotation, biological process: mRNA splicing, via spliceosome. Bases 116 to 3115 code for a protein of 999 amino acids. Gene Ontology annotation, cellular component: cytosol; U4/U6 x U5 tri-snRNP complex; U2-type catalytic step 2 spliceosome.
ACGACUCGAGAAUCGGGAUCGAACCGAAAAGUAUUGGCCUUCAGCAAGACACGUCGAAUUAGCUGCCUUUCGGAUCUUACGCAAGGACGUCUCAUCAAAGCAUAGACCGCUCAAGAUGUCUAUGGAAGACUACGAUGAGUUUGGUAAUUACAUCGGCAAUGACCUAGACUCGGACGACGAUGUCUCCGAGCCGGAGAUUGCCCAGGCCUCGACCUCGGCUCAGGGUCAGAACGGCAACGCCGGACAAGCUCAAGCUCCUCUGGAGGGCUACGACGACGAUGAGGACGCCGAGAUGAUGGACCUGGAUCCUCAAAAUGGCGUCAUGCAACUCCAGACUAUGGCUGGAGUCGGUACCAACCCCCGAAAUCAAAUCGUUCUGCAUGAAGACAAAAAGUACUACCCUACCGCAGAGGAGACGUACGGACCGGAUGUCGAAACCCUCGUACAAGAGGAAGACGCCCAGCCGCUCUCCGAACCGAUCGUAGCACCGAUCAAGGUCAGAAAGUUUGUCGAGCAGGAGAAGGAGAUGCCCGUGACGCGGUACGACAAGUCAUUCAUGCUGGAUCUGAUGGAACACCCUUCGAUGAUUCGAAACGUCAUGGUAGCCGGUCAUCUGCAUCACGGAAAGACCUCGCUGUUGGACAUGCUCGUCCUCGAGACGCAUCAGCUGACCUGGGAUGCCGACGAGGCGAUUCGAUACACCGAUACUCAUACCUUGUCCCGCUCGAGAGGUAUCUCGGUCAAAUCCAACUCGAUGUCAUUGGUCCUCUCCACUUCCCGCGGUAAAUCCCAUCUCGUCAACCUGGUCGACACUCCUGGACACGUUAACUUUGUGGACGAAGUCGCCAGUGCGACCCGAUUGGUGGACGGAGUGUUGUUGGUAGUCGACGUGGUAGAAGGUGUGAUGAGCAACACGACGGAAAUCAUCAAACAUGCCAUGCAAGAACGGCUACCUAUCGUGCUGGUAUUGAAUAAGAUGGACAGGUUGAUUCUGGAGCUCCGAUUGCCUCCUUCCGAGGCGUUCUUCAAGAUCAAGCAUUCGAUCGAGGAGGUCAACGCCGUCAUUGCGUCGAUCAACCCGGAUGAGAGCAUGAGGAUCUCGCCAGAACGAGGCAACGUUGUGUUCGCAUCGACCCAGAUGGGAUGGAGUUUCACACUCCAAUCGUUUGCUCAGCUUUACAGCGAUACGUAUGGGGCGGUCGACGUUGAUGCCUUUGCCAUGAGGUUGUGGGGUAACAUCUACUACAACGAGGAGGACAGAAAGUUUUCGAGGAACCCGAAGGACGCCGAGACGAAGCGGUCGUUUGUGCAUUUCAUCUUGGAGCCGUUGUACAAGCUCUACUCACAGGUAUUGAGCGAGGACACAGAAACGUUGAAGGAGACCCUUGCCAAGUUGAGGAUCACUCUCAGACCGGCUGCCUACAAGAUGGAUGUCCGACCCCUGCUAAAAGUCGUCCUCGAUGCCUUCUUCGGGCCUUCUAAGGGUCUUGUCGACUUGAUUGUGGAAAACUUCCCGUCACCACUGGAAGCUUCCCGCCAAAAGGUCGAGUUCAACUAUACUGGUCCUCAGGAUAGCGAAGCAGCGUUGGCCAUGUUGGCAUGCGACGCCUCGGGUCCGGCCGUAGUUCAGGUUGCCAAGCUAUACCAUACUGCCGAUGCACAAGAGUUCCGGGCUUUCGGACGGGUUAUGAGCGGGACGAUCAAGCAAGGACAGGUCGUCAAGGUCCUUGGAGAGGGUUAUUCGCCCGAAGAUGAAGAGGACAUGACCAUGCAGACAAUCGACAAUAUCUGGGUGAAUGAGUCGCGAUACGUUGUCGAGACAGAUCACGCAUCGGCGGGGAACCUGGUGCUGCUGGGAGGAGUCGAUGCCUCCAUCUCAAAGACGGCAACAAUCGUGUCCAAAGAGCUGGACGACGAGCUUUACAUCUUCCGGCCUAUCAAGCACUUUACGCAGUCGGUGCUGAAGAUUGCUGUUGAACCCAUCUCGCCAGCGGAAUUACCAAAAAUGUUGGAUGGUCUGAGAAAAGUCAACAAGUCGUACCCCCUGUUGACGACGAAGGUGGAGGAGUCAGGAGAGCACAUCAUUCUGGGUACGGGAGAGCUGUACCUCGACUGCGUCAUGCACGACCUGAGAAGACUGUUCUCGGAAAUCGAGAUCAAGGUGUCCGACCCUGUCGUGAAGUUCUGCGAGACAGUCGUAGAAACGUCGGCACUCAAAUGUUACGCCGAUACCCCCAACAAGAAGAACCGGCUGACCAUGAUCGCGGAGCCGUUGGAGCGAGGUCUGGCCGAAGACCUGGAGGGUGGCAAGGUCACCAUGAAGAUGACCAACAAGGAUAGAGGAAAGUUUUUCGAGACAAAAUACCAGUGGGAUCUUCUGGCGAGCCGAAAUAUCUGGGCAUUCGGACCAGACGAGCAGGGGCCAAAUAUCCUCGUUAACGAUACAUUCCCAUCAGAGGUCGAUACGAAACUCUUGACUAGCGUGCGAGAAUCGAUCAAGCAGGGAUUCCAGUGGGGUACUCGAGAGGGACCGCUGUGCGAUGAACCCAUUCGAGGUGUCAAGUUCCGAGUAUUGGAUGCCUCACUAGCCCAGGAGCCAAUAUAUCGAGGUGGAGGGCAGAUCAUCCCGACUGCAAGACGUGUCUGUUAUUCCAGUUUCCUCUUGGCCACGCCACGAUUACUUGAACCCGUCUACUACGUCGAGGUGCAAGCCCCGGCGGACUGCGUUGCUGCGGUCUAUACUGUCCUGGCACGACGACGUGGUCACGUCACGAAGGAUAUUCCGAAGCCUGGUUCCCCCCUCUACACGGUACAAGCGUUUAUCCCCGUACUGGACGCCAACGGUUUCGAGACGGAUCUGCGAAUGGCAACUCAGGGUCAAGCCUUCUGUCAGAUGCACUUUGACCACUGGAGCGUCGUUCCGGGCGACCCAACCGAUACCAGCAUCAAGUUGAGACCCCUCGAACCCGCAACAGGCCAGGCAUUGGCACGAGAUCUGGUACUGAAGACACGAAGAAGGAAGGGGUUGAGCGACAGUAUUGCUGUCAGCAAGUAUUUGGAAGACGAGACCAUCAUCGCCAUAAGCGCGAGCGGCAACUCGGAUCUGCUCUCUUAAAUUGAGGCGGGAAAUCAUCACCUCAUCAUCAUCAUUAUGUUCUGCGGUAUAGCCUACAGCUCUCCGUAUUGUAACGUAUGUAUCUAUCUCAUAUGAUCACUGGAGGGCACGCACAAGGGUAAUGUCAAUGGACACUUGAUGCGCCAAGGUUACGUUUGCAAAGUCAUGAGCUCUAUUUUCGCAUCUAUUCAAAGCGUCUCAUGGCCAGGGUCGUCAGAGUCAUUUGGGUCGUCAAGGAGAUCGCGUUUGCGUUGCUUAAAGCUGGAAAUCCGCGUCCUUUCAGCAAACAUAUACAUGCAUAUGCUCUCCAGCCGCAUGGCACUCACGGA